Messenger RNA from Chanos chanos (milkfish), 5290 nucleotides. It is a transcript of the gene skic3, whose product is annotated as SKI3 subunit of superkiller complex. Bases 106 to 4809 code for a protein of 1567 amino acids. Gene Ontology annotation, cellular component: Ski complex. The transcript has 41 exons. Gene Ontology annotation, molecular function: protein binding. Gene Ontology annotation, biological process: nuclear-transcribed mRNA catabolic process. The record is from RefSeq and is a predicted model, not a curated record. NCBI's taxonomy places the organism in Eukaryota, Metazoa, Chordata, Actinopteri, Gonorynchiformes, Chanidae.
UUUUCUUUCUGAGUAAGAGGAUGGAAGUGACAGAGUGAAAUAAAAAGGAAUCAGAGAAAAGCUGGUAAGCGAAUAGUCUCGCGAAAACUUUCCCAUUCAGACACCAUGUCCAGCAAAGAAGUCAAAACAGCUUUGAAAAAUGCAAGAGAAGCCAUCAAAAACAAAGAGUUUAAAGAAGCUCUGAAACAUUGCAAGGCUGUGCUCAAAGUGGAGAAGAGUAACUACAGUGCCUGGGUGUUCAUUGGAGUCGCUGCCUCUGAGCUGGAGCAGCCUGACCAGGCUCAGGCUGCCUAUAAAAAGGCUGUAGAGCUGAACCCAGAUCAGCUCUUAGCUUGGCAGGGACUGGCAAAUCUAUACGAAAAAAGUGACCAGCAAGAUUUCAAAGCUGAACUUCCCAGUGUUUACCAGAAACUCAUAACACUAUAUGAAAGUUCAGAUAAGGUCAAAUAUCAUGAAGUGACUAAGAAGUUGGUGGACAUCUAUCAAGCAGAGAAGAAUGACUUGGAGGUGGCGCAUGCGUGGCGUCGGCUGAUCCAGGUGAGGGAAGCGGAGGGGGGUGUAGGGAAGGUGGAUCUGCUCCAGCUGUGGAGAGAGAUGACUAGACUGCUUAAAGACAGUGUGGAGACACAGGACAAUGAGACUCAACAGCAUCUAAUAGAAGCGUUUGAAAAGGCCUUGAAUCUGACUGAAGAUGUACCAUCUGAAGACCAUCAGAAACUGCUAGAAGAUUACAUCAUAUGUCUCUCAAAACUCCCACAUGAAGAGAGGAGGAUGAAGGAGGUGUGUGAGAACAUGCUGUCCCUCUGUCCCACCUCAGUCUUCCCAUUAGAGACGCUGGCCUCUCACUACCUCACAGCAGGAGUGUGUGGCGAGGACGCAGUGAGCUGUUUUACUCGUCUGUCAGAGCUGGAUCCAGACAGCGCGCUGGCCCACAUGGGCAUGGGAAUCAUAGCCCUACAGGACAGGAAGUAUGACAGUGCCAUUCAAAGCCUGGCCCAGGGUCUGAAGAAAAUGCGGUCCAGCGUUGCCGGCUGGUAUAGUUUGUCUUUAGCCCAUCUGAACAUGCACAGAUACUCAGACUCUGCCACGUCCUGUAACCAAGGCCUCAGCUGUGUAGGAAGUGUGGAUGAGAAGUGGAAGCAGAAGCUUUUGAGGUUGAAGCUGGAGGCUCUGGUGAGGAGUGGAACGGAGCAGAAUGCUAACGAAGCCCUGGACACACUCUCACAGAUUUCUGACGCAGACAACGAUCCUGUGUUACUUGCUUUAAAAGGGAGAGCACAUCUGCUAAGAGGCCAGAUUGAUCAAGCCCUCCAGGUGUCCUGUGACCUCCUGGAGUCGUACCCAGACUCGGCAGAAGGGUUAGCCCUGAGAGCAUUAGCACACUCGGCAAAAGAUGAUCUUCAGCAAGCAGAGGACAGCUUGCUGAAGGCAGUGGCCCUGAAUCCUGACAAUGGGGAGUAUUAUUUCCUGUUGGGUCAGCUGUACUGGGACAUGGGAGAGGAGACAAGGACAGACAGGAGCAAAGCCCACACACACCUCCUGAAGGCUGCCAAACUGGACCCUCGGCUGGGCUCUGUCUUUCGCCUCCUGGGUCAUUACUACAGGCAGGUGGGUAAAGACGGGGUGCGGGCGCGGGGGUGCUAUAAGAAGGCCUUUGAACUGGACGCCACUGAUGCCGAGUCAGGAGCAGCAAUGGUCGACCUGAGCAUGGAACAGGGGGAUAUGGACGCGGCUUUGGCGGUGCUGGAGUCUGUAACAAAGAGAGCCACUCCCGGGUCGGCCAAAUGGGCCUGGAUGAGGAGAGGCCUGUACCACCUGAAGGUCGGGCAGAACCAACAGGCCAUUGCCGAUUUGCAGGCGGCUUUACGGGCAGACCCUCAGGACUGGGUAUGCUGGGAGUGUUUGGGGGAAGCGUAUUUAAACCGUCACAGUUUCACGGCUGCUAUGAAGGCUUUCACUAAAGCCCAAGAGCUUCACCCUGACUCCAUCUACAGCCUGUACCAAACCGCUGCCAUCAAACAGAUCCUGGGCAGGUUUAAAGAGGCAGCCAGCGAGUACAUGCAGAUCAUAGACCGCGAGGACUAUAUACCUGCAUUGAAAGGCCUAGGGGAGUGUUUUUUGGCCAUGGCCCGAGGUGCUUUAGAGGACUAUGUGGAUGGCAGAGCUAUAGACCUCAUUCAGAAGGCCAUAGAGUACUUGUUCAGGGCGGUGCAGCACCGGCCCGAUCUGUCCUGUCUGUGGAAGUUACUGGGUGAUGCCUGCACCACCACCAGUUCUGUUUCUCCUAACCGGGCCAAGGUUCUGGUACCAGGGGCACUGGCAGGGGCUGAACCUCAAAACCAGAACCACACUCUGGAGCAGACACACCUCCUCAGACUGGGGGAGAGGUGUUAUGGCAGAGCGCUGAAGCUGAUGGCAGAGACUCCCAGUCUGUGGUGUGACCUGGGACUGAACUAUUACCAUCAGGCCAAACUGGUCAGCUCUGAACAGGAGCAGGAGGCUCAGGCCCUGCGGGAGAAAGCCCUGCAGUGUGUGAAGAAGGCUGUGAUGCUGGACAGUGGGAAUCAUACGUACUGGAAUGCACUGGGAGUCGUGGCCAUGGCCAAAGGAAUUGAAAACUUUGCCCUCGCUCAACACAGCUUUAUUAAAUCAGUGAAAGCAGAGGCCAAUAACGUAGUUGCCUGGACCAACCUUGGGGCCUUGUAUCUGAAGAAGGGAAACAUUGAGCUCUCCCAUGAAGCCUUCAAGAUUGCUCAGUCCCUGGAACCUCUUUAUGUUAACUGCUGGAUCGGACAGGCCCUUAUAGCAGAAACAGUGGGAAGCUACGAUACAAUGGACCUCUUCAGACACACCACUGAACUCAGCACACAUACGGAGGGAGUGAAAGGGUAUGCGUACUGGGUGUGUUCCACGCUGCUGGAUAAGACAAACAGAGACUCAGAACUGUACCGCUACAACAUCCUCCAAAUGAACGCUGUGUCUGCUGCCCAGGUGGCUUUAAGCAAAUAUACAGAGAGGGUCCAGACAGACGCUGAUGCCUUCGUCAUGCUUGGCUACCUCAACGAACAUCUGCAACUGCACAGACAAGCCACUCAUGCCUACUGCAGAGCUGUGGAUCUGCUCCGGUCCACCCCACACACAGAGGAGCUGAGUUUUGUCUUGAGGUGCUACGGUCGAGCUCUCUGUAACACAAAACAGUGGGAAGAGGCAGUACGCGUUUACUCCCUCACACCACUAGAGGAGCUACAUGACCUGGCAGGACUGGCAUUGGCCUGUUUUAGAGCGGGACGCCUUCAGGAGAGCAUCAGCGCGUAUGAGAAGGCCCUUGCAGUGGCGUCCACUGAGAAGGAGAAAGCCAACAUCCUCACUGCUCUAGCCCUGCUUCAGCACAGACAGGGCAACAUGGAAACAGCCAAAACCCUGCUCUUUAAAUGCUCUUUGCUGAAGGAGCCGGUGUGUGAGAGUCUGCUGUGUCUGUGUGCUCUGGGUUUGGUGCACAGAGAUAGUACUCUGGCCAGUGCUGCUCUGUCAGAGCUGCUGAAACACGCCUCGCCCACCGGGGGCAGUGUGGAGGAGCGCUGCCUGCUGACCUGCACGCUGCUGGCCCUGCAGGGAAACUACACAGCCGUGCAGAGAGAGGCGGCCAAAGCCGUGCACAGUAACCCAGGAAACCCAACGCUCUGGGCUCUGCUCUCCAGACUGGUGCCUCAGUUCUGCCCCACAAAAGCCAACGGCGGUGCGGUGGCAGGCAGUGUGGCGUGUGAAGCCAGUAUGACUCAGGGAAAGAGGGCGCUGCUGUACAGUGCGGUGAACCAGCUGGCAUCAGGCAGACACUCAGGUGAAGACAGUAAGAGGAAUGCCCUGAAGACCAUGCAAAGAGCCAUAAUGAUGUGUCCAGAUGACCCAGCAGGGUGGGCGGGGCUUCUGGCUGCCUGUCACACUGAGAACACGGCCUGUUUCCUCUCAGGUUCCACCCCUAACAGACAGGGUCUGGAGAGAGCUCUCAUGACCCUGGUGUCUGAGAAAGUAAAGGGAUUGGACUCAGAGGACAGGGUUUUGGCCCAGGCUCUGGAGGGCUGGGUACUACAGCAGGCUAUAACUGCACUCAGACAGAGCAAUCAGUUUGACGACGCUGAGGCUCUCUGUUCACAGGUCCUGAGUAUAUCUCCUGAUCACCCAGCUGUGUUCCUCUUGCUCAGGCAGGUUCAGUGUGAGCGCCUCCUGCUGGCAGAGGGUGGUAAAAACAUCCCUGCUGCAGUGUUAGAGCAGCUGAGUGCAGCAGUCAUGGCCAAUCCCACUUCAGUGUCAGCCUGGCACUGGCUUGCGGAGGUGUAUCGUCAUCAGGGUUUGCUGGUCCAGGCAUCAGUCGCUUACAGGCAGAGUUUACAGAUGUCCUCUCAGCUCGGAGACUACAGCGGGAAGAUGGGUGGUCUACUCCGCCUGGCCCUGCUGGCUCUCACCCCUUGCAUGGCUGGUGUUGGUGGAGGAGAGUGGAGAGACCUGGUGGUGGAGGCCACGACAGAGGCGCUGAAACUGGGCUUGUCACCCCAGGCUCGGCUGCUCCAGGCCCUGCUGCAGUUCUCCAUCAAAAUGGGUGCCAGGGAGACACGCCGUCAACUGGAGAGAAUUGUUUACGCCCCGAACUCCUGCAACCCCGACACAGUGACGGCAACAGCGCGCUGGUACCUCCUACGCCACCUGCAUGCCAACAACGACCUGGAACUAAUGGACACGCUGAUGACACGGGCCAAAGAAAUCGGAGACUCCAGACUGAUGGACUUCCACAGGAGGCUUUGUCCCUCAGAGUGACUGCACUUGUCACCCCCUGCCCUCUCCCUCUCUUUCAUUCAUUCACUCAGGAGCAACAUACUGGAAACCAGACGCAAAGCGUACAUCCAACUGUGUCUCUCAUGACUCACAUCUGUAACUCGUAUCAGGGAAGCGUGUGAUUUCUGUCACAGUGUAGUGCCGAUUAGGGAAAGGACUGCUCACAUUAGAACUGCAAAUUCAUGCAUUAACGCACAUAUUAAAUUACCCAGUUACUCGCUCCCAGAAGCACUUAGUCUCAAACCAAGCUCUCGUAAUAAAGUCAGCGAGAAAUACAUGACUUACACAUGCAUGCAGGAUUUGUCUAUCCUCCAGUUAGAUGGAAAUGAAGUAAAAGGAAAAAAUAUUAAUUAGCACAUUAUUACAGCCAUAAAUAACAUCAGUCUGUUAUUUCUUUGGAAGAGAGACACAGUCAGUGAAAUGUGUUCCAUUUGCAGAGAAUAAGCGUCAGUUAUGUAGUCGA